GGGACUGAACCACUAGUAAUAAAUUAAAGCUACUCCUGAAUGAUUGUAUAGAUAUGGCGUAAAGGCUAAUAGGUAAGGAGAUGGAAGAAGCCCUGUUGGGGGUAAAUUUGAGGAGAGAAAGAUGGGAUGUGUUUGUGGAAGAGUUGAAGAAGGUAAGCUAUAUAGCAAUACCCAUGGUGGUGGUCAAUGUAUCACAGCACCUUUUGAGGGUUGUGUCUAUGAUGAUGAUUGGCCAUCUCAGUGAGCUUUCCCUUUCUGGUGCUGCUAUUGCUACCUCUCUCACCAAUGUUACUGGCUUCAGUCUACUUUUUGGAAUGUCUAGUGCUUUAGAGACUCUCUGUGGGCAAGCUUAUGGAGCUGAAGAAUACCGGAAGCUAGGAAUCUACACGAAUGGGGCCAUUAUUUCUCUCCUUUUGGUUUGCAUACCGAUAUCUGUCCUAUGGCUUUUUGUGGACAAAUUUCUUAUACGCAUAGGUCAAGACCCUCUUAUUUCCAUAGAAGCAGGCAAAUAUUCAAGUUGGCUCAUCGCUACUUUAUUUCCUUAUGCUAUCCUUCAAGCAUUGGUACGGUACUUGCAGGCUCAAAGCUUGAUUCUUCCAAUGCUUAUAAGCUCAAUUGUAGCUCUCUGCUUUCACGUGCCUCUCUGUUGGGCGCUUGUAUUCAAGCUAAACUUGGGAAGCUGUGGAGCUGCAAUAGCAAUUGGUUUAUCUUAUUGGUUCAAUGUGCUCUUGCUUUGUUUAUAUGUGAAAUACUCUUCCUCUUGUGAAAAGACUCGUCUUUGUUUCUCGAAAGAAGUUUUGCCUAGCACAAAGGAAUUCUUCCAUUUGGCUAUCCCUUCCUCUAGCAUGGUUUGUCUUGAAUGGUGGACAUCCGAGAUAGUGAUACUGCUUGCUGGUCUCUUGCCAAAACCUCCACUUGAGACUUCAGUGCUUUCAAUAUGCCUCUUAGUUUCUUCGCUUCAUUAUUUCAUACCAUUUUCCAUUGGUGCUGGUGCAAGCACUAGAAUUUCUAAUGAACUAGGUGCUGGGAAUCCUGAAGCAGCUAGAAUGUCUGUUUUGUCAGUAACUGUACUCGGAAUGGCAGAGGCCAUCGUUGCAAGUAUCGUUCUUCUUUGCUCCUGUCGCGUUCUGGGAUAUGCAUUCAGUAACGAGAAGGAAGUUGUGGAUUAUCUCAGAGACAUGACUCCACUUCUCUGUCUCUUGAUUGCGACAGACUGCAUCCAGGCUGUACUUUCUGGCGUUGCAAGAGGAAGCGGGUGGCAGCAUUUGGGAGCCUAUGUCAAUCUUGGUUCAUACUAUUUAAUUGCAAUCCCAUUAGCCAUAUUGUUGGGUUUCUUUCUCCAUUUAAAAGGGAAGGGACUCUGGAUUGGACUCAAUGCAGGGUCAUUAGUGCAAUCCCUUCUAUUUUCCCUUAUAACAUGUCUCACGAAUUGGCAAAAACAGGCAUCAAUUGCUAGGGAAAGAAUAUUUCAUUCAAGAACUACUAAAGAGUGAGAGCGUUUACUGGCCAAGUGAAAACACCAAACUUUCAGAUUCUUGCUCGAAUUCUGGAGGAAAAAAUUAUAUAAUGAGGGUUGAUGAAGAGGUCCAUUGGGAUUCACAAAAAAUAUAUCUAUAUGAGAAAGCGACUCAAAGAAUUAAUUGUUGUCUUUUUAUAUGAUUCAUCUCAUGAUGAGCUAAC
Molecule: messenger RNA, 1680 nt
Organism: Solanum dulcamara
Lineage: Eukaryota; Viridiplantae; Streptophyta; Magnoliopsida; Solanales; Solanaceae
Product: protein DETOXIFICATION 14-like
Exons: 7
Coding region: 81-1493 (470 amino acids)
Biological process (GO): xenobiotic detoxification by transmembrane export across the plasma membrane
Cellular component (GO): membrane
Molecular function (GO): antiporter activity; xenobiotic transmembrane transporter activity
Source: RefSeq, a predicted model, not a curated record